Prionailurus viverrinus (fishing cat) is the source of this 1371-nucleotide messenger RNA. It is a transcript of the gene EQTN, whose product is annotated as equatorin. The transcript has 8 exons. NCBI's taxonomy places the organism in Eukaryota, Metazoa, Chordata, Mammalia, Carnivora, Felidae. Bases 77 to 1186 code for a protein of 369 amino acids. Gene Ontology annotation, cellular component: plasma membrane. The record is from RefSeq and is a predicted model, not a curated record. Gene Ontology annotation, biological process: acrosomal vesicle exocytosis; endocytosis; fusion of sperm to egg plasma membrane involved in single fertilization.
CGGAUCUGCUGGGCAACAGAAAAGGAAACCCUGAGGAGAUGCAGUAGAUAACUGGAUAAAUCAUAUCAUUUUCCCAAUGAAUUUUAUAUUGUAUAUUUUUGUAUCUGGGGUUUUUUCCUCACAGCUCCCCAAUAUGACUUCCCAUAAUGAUGGUGAGAAGUCUGGGGACAUGAUGUUAUCGGAAAUGAUGCUACCUGAAAAACAAGGUAAACAGGCACUGGAAAAUAAGGAACCACCGGAAAAUAAGGAACUGAUGGAAAACAAGGAACUGAUGGAAAAUAAGGAACCGCUGGAAAACAAGGAACCACCAGAAAAUAAGGAACCGCUAGAAAAUAAGGAACCUCCAGAAUAUAAACCACCGGAAAAUAAGGACCCACCAGAAAAUGAGCCACCGGAAAAUAAGGUGGAUACUCCUGCUAAUGAGAAGAAUGGCAAUUAUUAUAAAGAUAUAAAACAAUAUGUGUUCACAACGCAAAAUGUAAAUGGCAGCCAGUCUGAAAUAUCUGUGAGAGCAACAACCGAUUUGCAAUUUGCUCUAAGAAACUAUAAACUCCUCAAUGAAACAACUACGUCAUUUCCUGGGAAAGCCACCAGUGAAGAACAUGCUACUGAACCCCCUCAAAAACAAUAUCGAAGACGAACCAACCGUCCAAAUGAGCCUGCAUUUUGGACAAUGUUAGCUAAAGCUUUAAAUGCAACACCAACAGCUGAGGAGCUUGAGGAAAAAGAUCAAUUAUUUCACCCAAUUCCACACUCUGAUUUGAAUGCCAUAAAUGAAGAUAACAUGACACAGCUACAGGAAAUCAAGUUAAAAUUAAUGCUGGGCAUCUCCCUGAUGACCCUCUUCCUUUUUGUCAUCAUCUUGGCCAUCAGCAGUGCCUUGCUGUACAAGGUGAAGACAAUGAGUUAUAAAAGUCCAGUUCUAACCGAAUACUCCGUCAACCCAGAGCUGGCAACUCUGUCUUACUUCCACCCGUCAGAAGGUGUAUCAGACACAUCUUUUUCUAAGAGUGCUGACAGCAGCACAUUUUGGGGUACUACAUCUUCAGAAUUGAAAAAAGAAGACACAUUGUCAAAAUCUAGAACAACGGACAUGAUUUCCACAGCCUCAGAUGAUACAGGCAUGAAUGAUGAGUCAGAUUUAAUUCAGAGUGAGGACCCAAGUGAAGAAACUCCCACAGAUUGAUUAGACAUUAAGUCAGAAAGCAAUUUCUUUGGGACUCUCAUUAAGGUCAUGACUUGGAAACUCUGCUGAGGAAUUUAAAUUUUCUGAUGUCUGAAAAGGAGGACGUAUUCAAUAAAAUUAUCUCAGCCAUAAAAGUUUUAUAAUGGAAAAAAUACAAGAAAAUAAAUUAAGGUGUGGAAAACUCA